Nerophis lumbriciformis (worm pipefish) is the source of this 1434-nucleotide messenger RNA. RefSeq names its product linkage group 31 C2orf88 homolog (gene akap19). The record is from RefSeq and is a predicted model, not a curated record. Lineage: Eukaryota; Metazoa; Chordata; Actinopteri; Syngnathiformes; Syngnathidae. Gene Ontology annotation, molecular function: protein kinase A regulatory subunit binding.
CGCUGUGGUCAGGGCGCCGUCUGCACACGCGUGCUUCGUGCUGCCGCUCGUGUUGACGUUUCGCGAGCAGCGGACGGAUGUUGUGGCUUUCUCUUUUCUAGAAAACUCUUCUAUCACCAACCCUGCGUGUGUAUUCCCUGCGUCUCGUGUCAAGCAUGCAUGCUGCUGUGGAUUCAUUGGCGUUUAUUCUCAGGUUUUAAGAGGAGAGGACUCAGAUUUAAAGAAGCUUAUUAUUCCACGAGAUGGAGAAGACACGGACGUCCCCCGCCCUUCAAACAAAAGAAAGGAGCGGGACGACGGGUCGCGUGGCAAGCGGACUCACACCGGCAUGGGCGUCCUGAGCCUGUCCGUCGCGCGAUACGUGGACACCGUCAUGGCCGGACGUGGAUGGAAAAGAGUCCGAAUGAUGAACCGCGACUGAACCGACCAGGCGGGAUCCUCCAGAGGAUGGGGUGCGUCAAAUCCAAGGGGGGCAGCUACGCCGAGCAGGACGGGAGGAGGACGAGGGGGGAUAAGGCCCACUUGGUGCGUUCGGAGUCGGGCCUGGUGGAAAUAAGUUCUCCUGGGGUCGACCCGGCGCUGCUGGACUACGCCCAGAAGCUCUCGGAGGAGAUCAUGACCCGGGCUGUGCAGCAGUGGGUGGAGGUGGACCGCCGCUACAGCGACAUCCCCUACAUCGAGUGCGACGUGCCGUGAGCGCCGUCUUCCUUCCCGGCGGGAGUCCAUCGUGUUGGUGAGGCUCUGGAUAAAUGUGCAGACACGGGGAAUUUACGGCGCAUUUUUCUUUGUUGCACCCACUCUGGAAGUUCGUCCCCUCACGAUGUUUAAAAGUUGCAAAGGAAGGAAGAACUGGAGCCUCCAUCAACCAGGAAGCAAACAAACAAAGAGGACUUCCAUCCAUCCAUUUUCUACCGCUUGUCCCCUUAUGGGGUGGCGGGGGGUGCUGGAGCCUAUCCAGGCCACAUUCGGGCGGAAGGCGGGGCACACCCUGGACAAGUUGCCACCUCAUCGCAGGGCCAACACAGAUAGACAGACAACAUUCACAUCACCAUAAAUGAUUCCCGGGGACUCACGGGGAGAACAUGCAAACUCCACACAGAAAGAUCCCGAGCUAAGGAUCGAACCCAGGACCUUCGUAUUGUGAGGCACUUGUACUAACCCCUGUACCACUGUAGGACUUAUGAACUCAAAUAUAAGACGUUCCCCCUUAUUAAUGAGUGCAUUUCUACACCUUGUCCCUAGAGUCUGGAUAUAUUACACACGCGUAUACUAUACAUACAGAGAAUCCUUCAUUACAAACUACGUCAGGGAUUCUCAAACUGUGGCACACGAGCUCCAUCUCACUUAAUUACGUUUUAAAACACAGUGUUACUGUUCAAACUGUGUGUAUAAAUGUUAAAGUGGCCAAAAUAUUAAAUAUACGUGUUAAAUAAA